UUCGUGGUAAAAACAGGAACAAGUCAUCGCUGUGAAUAGAUUAUGUCCGUAGUCCAAAAAGAUUUGAAGACUUCACAGGACUGCAACCAUCCCAGAGAGGUCACAUCUGCCUCAAUGAAAAAGUACAUCUUCCUCUGCAUCCUCAGCGUUCUAACGCUGGUUCCUCUUUACGUCUGGCUGAUAGGAUACUCGUCCCCAGCAGUUUCCUUGUCCGACAACUCUGAACAACGCCACGUGACCAUCCUGCUGUGGCACUGGAAUGCUAACCGUGCUAGGGCAAUCAGUCAGAACAUGUGUUGGGAACGUUUCAACAUCCCACACUGUAAAGUUAUGAUGCAGGAUACCUUGUACAUGAAAGCGGACGUGGUGGUGUUCCAUAACGUUGAGCUGGCAAAAGGACGGCUGAAACUGCCCCUGGAGCUCCCCAGGCCGCCGGGCCAGAGGUGGGCUUGGAUGUCCGUACAGUCAGCUAAUAACAACGGGAAUCUGCUGGGAGAAUAUGGAGGCGUGUUCAACCUCACCGUGAGCUACAGGAGGGACGCAGAUGUUAGCAUACCAUACGGUGGGUUUAUACCACGAGAGUCUGGAGAUCCAGUGGACGACAUCCCAAUGAAGAAAACUGAUCUGGUCUGCUGGGUGGUCAGCCACUACAAGGAUUCCUUCAGAAGAAGCCAAGUGUACAAAGAACUCAGCACGGUCAUUCCUGUAAAGGUCUAUGGACGCUGGUCAAAUAAUUCUCUUGAGCCUAAUGACCUUCUUCCUACAAUAUCUCGUUGCUACUUCUAUUUGGCCUUCGAGAACAGCAUCGCCAAAGAUUAUAUCACAGAGAAACUGUGGAUCAAUUCCUACCAAAGUGGGGCGGUGCCGGUCGUCCUGGGACCACCGGUGGAGGAAUACGAGGCUGUGGCGCCGCCUCACUCUUUCAUCCACGUCGACGAGUUUGCUUCGGUAAAAGAACUUGGCGAGUAUCUGCAGGAGCUGGCGGGCGACGCCAAGCGUUACGGCGAGUAUAUGCAAUGGAAGAAAGACUGGAAGGUGCAACCGUCCAUUAACAAGCAAUGGAGAUUGUGUCAGAUCUGCUUGCGGUACCCCAGCUUCCCUCCGCACAAAGUCUACACUGACCUGGCAGCCUGGGUUAAAACUUCUUAAAAACCACUAAAGUCCGACAUCAUCCAGUCCAAAUACAACAGUUUGGACAACGGUAUUGACUUGUAAACCAGUAAUCGAAAAUAGAUCACUGCAUAUGUGAUGGGACACAAGUAGGGGAUUUUAUUGUUUAUGUGUCAUUGCCAUGCAUGUUAGAGUGUUUUUAUUGUUGUGUAUUUUAAUUGCAUGUUUUUAUUGCUGUGGAAUUUGAUUGUAUUUUUAGUUGCAUGUUUUUACACUUUGUGGAUUUUGAUUGUAUUUUUAAUUGCAUGUUUUUACUCCUGGUGGACUUUGCUGGCAUUUGAAGACUUGCCCCUUUAAGCUUGUUGCCCCUGACAACCAAAGUGCCCAAUCAAACGGCACCUGAGAUCAGACGCACCUGUGGAGCAUUAGGACUGCACACAUUUAAAAGGGAAGGAAGAGCGACGGAAGGAAGAGCGACCAAAGGAAGAGCGACGGAAGGAAGCGCGACGGAAGGAGGAGGAAGCGACCGGAGAGUAUCGACAGGCUUUGCCAAGAGCGUCCGGGUGGACGCCCACAGGCUGGGAAGGAAUCCAGGACUACACAGCAGACCCCGCAAGCUACCGGAGUGAACCCCAAUAAGCCCACAACACGCAGGGGCAGAGGAAACUCUGCCUCCAAAGGAAGUGUCGUGGAUUGUGGAUAUGUGGGGGUGAUCAAACUGCCUUUGGCUGUGGGCUUGCGGGCUCGUGCGUUGUACGCUGGCUGCGUGGUCCUGUGGGCAGGAGCAAUCGGGACCCAGAGACCUGCGGUGACUCCCGGGCGCGACCAAGAGGCGGAGCGAGACGGGACGGGUACGGCCACGUAGGUCCAGCGAGUGACCGGCGACUGGCGAGGAGAG
Molecule: messenger RNA, 2008 nt
Organism: Nerophis lumbriciformis (worm pipefish)
Lineage: Eukaryota; Metazoa; Chordata; Actinopteri; Syngnathiformes; Syngnathidae
Product: alpha-(1,3)-fucosyltransferase 7-like
Cellular component (GO): membrane
Molecular function (GO): alpha-(1->3)-fucosyltransferase activity
Source: RefSeq, a predicted model, not a curated record